Messenger RNA from Manis javanica (Malayan pangolin), 686 nucleotides. RefSeq names its product secretin (gene SCT). Gene Ontology annotation, cellular component: extracellular region. Lineage: Eukaryota; Metazoa; Chordata; Mammalia; Pholidota; Manidae. The record is from RefSeq and is a predicted model, not a curated record. Gene Ontology annotation, biological process: positive regulation of pancreatic juice secretion; brain development; positive regulation of somatostatin secretion. Gene Ontology annotation, molecular function: hormone activity.
CGCCGACGAGGCGACGGGGGCGGGCGGCCAGCGGGGCGACAGCUGGGGGGGCGGCCCUGACCUUCCUGCGAGAUCGAUGGGGCGCAGCCGGGCUGCGCGUUGCGCCCCCGGCCCGCCCCUCCUGGGCGCGCUAUAAAUGGGGCGGCGGCGGGCCGGUGGCCGUGGCGCUCAGCACCCGCCCAGCCCCCGCCGCGCCCACCAUGGCCGCCGGACCCUUCCUGCUGUUGCCGUUGCUCCUCCUGCCAGGCUCCGCUGCACGCCCCGCCGCCCCCAGGGCCCCUAGGCACUCCGACGGGACGUUCACGAGUGAGCUCAGCCGCCUGCGGGAGCGCGCGCAGCUGCAGCGGCUGCUCCAGGGCCUGGUGGGGAAGCGCAGUGAUCAGGACACAGAGAACAGCACCGCCUGGACCAAGGCUGCCCAGGGCCGCUCCUGCCUGCUGUGGUCAGAGGUGCCUGCCCCGCAGGCCUGGAUUCCCUUGAGGGACCACCUGCAGCAGGCCUGGUCUCCCCCACUGCCGCCACGACUGAGCUCUGGGGCAAUGGUUUCAGAGCCAGCCAGCCCUGCUGCAGGGACCCAGAUGAGGCCCUGAUGAAGAAGGCACCUUGCCCCCACCGAUGUGGAGCAGAGCCGAGCUUGGACGGGCAGGUGGAGGGGUUGUGGGGUUGCGGGGUUGCACUUGGCGGCA